CAGGUGAAAGGGAUGAGCCUGAUGACGCCUCCCUCACUCCUCAGGGAUUCUAGCAGAUCUAUGUUCAUCUGAAUGGUUCCGGGCUUCUCUCAGAUCUAUGGAGGUCACAGACAGUAACGUGAUUCGUUUCCACCUGCAGGUUCUUCAUGGGAUCACCGUGAAGAGCUUGGAGAAGAGGAAGGAGAGGCUGUUCAUCGGUGGCCUCAAGAUCUUUGGUGUUCCUCUGGAGAAUUUACCCAGGAGAUACAUCCCUGAGUUUGGACUCGUGCCCUGUUUUUUGGUGGAUGCUGGCUCGUUUCUUCUGGACCGAGCUGGGACUGUGGGUCUGUUCAGGAAACCAGGCUCUCUUCCUCGCAUCAAGACGCUCAGAGCCAAGCUGAACCGAGGGGAGGGCUGUCUUUCCACCGCGCUCCCCUACGACGUGGCCACGCUCAUCAAACAGUUCUGCAGGGAGCUGCCGGAGCCUCUGUUUCCCCCUGAGCUCCACGCCGCUCUGCUCAAGGCCCAGUCGCUGUCCAACGCGCAGGACAGGACGUCCGCCCUCCAGCUGCUGUCCUGUCUGCUCCCUGCCAGAAACUCCUCCUGUCUGCAUUUCCUCUUCAACUUCCUCUCUGGAGUGUCCCAGAGAUGCACCGAGAACUUGAUGACCAGCUCCAACAUCGCCACAGUCUUUGUCCCGUGUCUUUUACCUCCUCCCAACAAGACUGAGAUGUCCGAAAGUCGACUGGAGCUACGAGUUCUCGUCCUGCGCACCUUCAUUGAAAAUCCUCACUUGUUCGGUGUGAUUCCUAAGGUUGUAAUGGACAGUACGGAAUUCCUGAUGAACUUCCAUUUUCCCAAACAUGCUCAUCCAAAGAAAGGACCAAGAAAGAGACAUAGUUUAAAAGUGAUGCAGUCUGUGAAGGGGAGGUCAAAGGUCACGGCUGCUGUCUCUGAGCAGAGCCAAGAUUCGACACCAGAGGGCAGACCGACCCUCAGGAGAAGCCUCGGGUUGGAGACUUUCCCCAACGUCCAGCUGUUCCGGACGUGUCUGCCCUGCACAGAACAAGGUUUCAAACCUGCGACAGAUGUUUCCAGGCCCAUGAGCGACGAGGCGUGUAAGAUGCGGCAGGAGAGACGAAGAAGCGACCUGCGUCUGGGUCACUUCUCCUGCAGGCUGACCAGAGGCCUGGCUGCAGACAGCUGGCCUGUGCUCACCGGUGUGGGGAAGCUGCAGCUCACACCCUGGAGACGACGCUCUUCACUCUGACGUGUAUGUCAAGUACUAAGGAGCGGCCAUGUUGGUUCUAUCUCUGACGGGGCAGCUUUUAUUCAGAAGCUCCAGUCACUUAAACUGUAUUUUAAUAUUUUACCUUUUAAAUCAUUUAUGUAUCUGGCUAUUUAUUUCACAACAGACUCUUUGUAUGGCUAGAUAUUCGCCAUACUUUUAAAUAUAUAUGAAGAAGUGAAUAAAUAUUUUUUCAAAUGCG
Molecule: messenger RNA, 1469 nt
Organism: Paralichthys olivaceus (Japanese flounder)
Lineage: Eukaryota; Metazoa; Chordata; Actinopteri; Pleuronectiformes; Paralichthyidae
Product: inactive Rho GTPase-activating protein 11B
Biological process (GO): signal transduction
Source: RefSeq, a predicted model, not a curated record